Molecule: messenger RNA, 1856 nt
Organism: Physeter macrocephalus (sperm whale)
Lineage: Eukaryota; Metazoa; Chordata; Mammalia; Artiodactyla; Physeteridae
Gene: WFDC8
Product: WAP four-disulfide core domain 8
Exons: 8
Coding region: 757-1587 (276 amino acids)
Cellular component (GO): extracellular region
Molecular function (GO): serine-type endopeptidase inhibitor activity
Source: RefSeq, a predicted model, not a curated record
GUUGCUGACGCUCUCCUACGUGACAAUACUGCCAGUUUCAGGAAGCUGGAAAGAAAGAGUGGAUUCUUCCCUUGAAUUUCCAUCUUACAGCAGUGCUCAUGUACUCCUUCUAAGAUGAACCAAAGCUGAAACUGAAGCCCUGCAACAAGAUUCCCACUAAUGAGCAGUGUGCCACCAGCUGCAAGUUUCGCACAGUGUCAGACUGGUCAUCACUGCUGCAGUGCCUUCUGUGGAGAUGUCUGCAUGCUUCUCAAGGAAAACGGUAGGAUCUAAGAAGCACCUUUUCCUUGCCAUUUUGUUCUCAAAGACUGUGGACUCCCAAAUGGUGGGGAGAUGGACAGCAGGAGACUCAGCAUCCCCAGUUCCAAUGUGCGAUCCAACCUGGGCACCCCUGCGUCUUCAUCCAUUUCAGCGUCCCCACUGUCCACCUACGGGUCUACCUGAUUUAUCCAAACUUCAGGAGGUCCGACAUUUAUGUCUCCUUGCUCAUGGUUGACUUAAAAUAUCCCAGGAGAAGCCUUGUGUGAGCAUUCCCUACACCACAGAACACAUCUCUGCCCCUAGGGUUUGGGAGGAUCUGUUACGUUGAAAAGAAACAUGUUUCUCUGGAUUGUGUGACUACUGAGUACCUACCCCUUCUCUCUUCCAGUGAGCAGCAGUCCGGAUCACAAAAUCAGCAACAUUCUGUCCACUGUUGAGCCCACAAAGCACCAGUGAGAGUCGGAGGAUACCUGGGAGGCCUUGGAAGAACGUGCCAUGACCUCCAGUAGGGUCAUCCUCUUGUCUCAGCUCUGGCUGCUGGCCAUCUGUAGACCUUUCGAUUGCAAAAUGCUCCUCAGUUUACUGCCAAGAGCAAUCUCUGCCACGACGCGAAGCUGGGCAAAGAGGCACCUUCCUCUCCAGAGCUCCACCUUCUCCCGGAGGAAUGUCGCUCUCCUGCUGCUUCUCUCCCUCUCUUCGGAGCAGACGUCUGCAUCACCAGGCCGCAGAGUCAAACAGAAGCCAGGAGUGUGCCCCCAAGAAAGGCUCACCUGCAGUACUAAAGCCCCAGACUUGUGCAAAACAGAUUUCAACUGCAAUGAGCACCUGAAGUGCUGCUCUUUUGCCUGUGGGAGGAAGUGCAUGGAUCCAUAUGAAGAACCCUGCAUGCUACCCUUAGACCGAGGAAAAUGUAGGAAUACAGUCAAGCACUGGUAUUUUCACACUAAAAGGCGUGUAUGCAAAGCCUUUAAUUAUGGAGGCUGCCUUGGGAAUGCCAACAACUUUUCCAACAGGGAAGACUGCAUGACGGCUUGCUCAUCAACUGUCAAGGAUGGGCAGUGCCCACUCUUCCCUUUCAAGAACCGUAUGGAGUGUUCAGCUUCGUGUAAGAGUGACUUCGAUUGCCCCCCAAAUGAAAAAUGUUGUGAAUCCAUGUGUGGCUUUGAUUGUGCCAUGGCCUGGACAGUCAAAGCAGGUUUCUGCCCAAACAAGCCGCCGACAUGUUCCAGGAUUGAGAAACCCAGGUGCCUGCAGGAUGAUGAUUGCCCGCUGACAGCGAAGUGCUGUUCCCUCUGUGGACUGAAGUGCCUGGAAUCCCUAAAAUGAAUACUUAGUAAGUUUAAAAUGUUAUCAUUAAAGUAAUUAAUUAUGAGUAGUAUAGUAAAAAGCUAUCAGUUUUGUCUUGCAUCCAAAUACUUUGCCAAAUUGUCUUAUUAAGUAUAAAAAUAUUUAAUGGGGUUACUUUGAUUUUAUAUAUAAUCAUAUCAUCUGAAAAUGGAUAAAUUUGACUCUUUUCCAACCUCAUGACUUACCUAAAAAAAAAAUUUUGUCUUUUUAUAUUAUGUAGAACCUCUGAAAUAAUGUUGAAAAUAAAG